AUGCUCGCACCUCUGUUUCAUCUAUCUCAGUCAGACGUCCACUUAUUCAUCAAACUGCAUAUACCUCUUGGAGACCUUGGCAACUCCGAGCUCCUGGUUGAAGAUGGAAUUUUAUACUUCACAGCGCCGCCCUACUAUCUGAGGCUUGGACUGCCCGGUGACGUGCUUGAGACGGAGGAUCACAUUCAGUUCAAGUUGGACAAGGGAGAUUUGCUUGUGACUCUUACGAAGGCGGAACCGGGCCAAAUUUUCAAGGAUUUGGAUCUACUAUCCAAAUUCAUCAUCAAGCCGACAAAAACCGAUUCAUUGCCCAUGAAGGGUGGUAUCAAAAUGCUGGAUGACUCUGUUGAGAAGGAACCAGAAGAGCACAAAUAUGAGUGGCUCAAAUGUCUUGAGAAAUCGGAAGAAAAAGAAGAACAAGAACAAGAAGAAUCGUCUGCUGACUUUUGUGAGCCCGAAGCCUCGGCACCAGCUCUAUCUGCAGUCGUUCCCUGGAUGUGUCAGCAAAAGGGCGAAACGGACGCGGAAGUCCUGCGACCUCCGCUUACAGACGAACAUAGGCAUCGACUCAUAGUUCUUGCCGAUCAUAGUCUUCCUCUGCUUCCACCAGUGACCAGCUGCUCUUCGGAUGAACUGGAUCGUACCUACCUGUAUCUGGGCCUGCUUGAUCUUCUGUUGGCCUUCACGCACGACUUUUGUGUCCGUGAGGGUGAUGAGAAUUCUGAGUCGGCCUGGGUCAUCGUGAAACUUGCCUCCACUCUUUCCUGGCUAGAGGUCUGUUCAGUUGGCAUGCUGAAACAAGCUCUUUUUUCUGCUAUUUUGUCGUUUCAUACAAAGUCCUGGUGCCUCUAUAUCCUGCUGGAGAUAAGACGCAUGCUUGUGGACUAUCCGGGCUACUAUAUUUUCGCCGAUCUUUUCCUCGACGACUACAUUGUCUGGCUGCAGACUGCGGCGAGUGUGACCGUCCUCAAAGACCUUGGAGAACAUUUAGCAGCGUACAAAAUGAAGAAAGAAUAUGUGGAUUUAUCCCUGCGCGAACUGGAGCAACUGUCCGCGGAAAUCAUUGAAAGUGAAAAGUUGGCCAGCGACCUGGGUGCUGUCACG
Molecule: messenger RNA, 1104 nt
Organism: Dibothriocephalus latus
Lineage: Eukaryota; Metazoa; Platyhelminthes; Cestoda; Diphyllobothriidea; Diphyllobothriidae
Source: the annotation of a GenBank genome assembly